CUACUUGGCGUGCGCACCUAGCUAGCCUCGCCAUUUUUAAUUCUUUGUCCUCUCGCUUUCCUGGUGGCUAGGUCUACACGUUAACUACAGUCAAAGUCUUCGAUUUUAUUCCAUCUUCAAACACAGUUUUCAUCAUGGAUUCACAUGCUCACAAUCACAGUUCCCAUGGUUCAGGGGGUGAGCCGGAGCAGAUGCGCAAGAUGUUUUUGGGUGGAUUGAGUUUCGACACUACAGAAGAGUCUGUCAACGAAUAUUUCAAGAAAUUUGGAGAACUCACAGACUGCUGUGUAGUAAGGCACAAAGAUGGUGACCGAAAACCCAGAGGAUUUGGUUUUGUUACUUAUGCCACAUCUGCAUGUGUAGACAAGGUUAUUGAUGCUAAGAAGGACAGUGCUCAUGUCUUGGAUGGAAGAGAAAUUGAUGUGAAGCGUGCUUUACCCAAAGAGGAAGGAGGAAGUAAAGAAUCGACCAACAAAGCAUUUGUUGGGGGUCUUGCACCAGGAACUACAGCAGAGGAUCUCAAGGCAUACUUCACUAAUUAUGGUGUCGUCACAGAUGUAUCUAUUCCACCUUCCACGGAAGGAAAGAAGCGAGUGUUUGGUUUUGUCACAUUUGAAGACUCGGAUACAGUUGACAAACUCAUCAUCAGGCAGAAUUUCCAGAUGAAUGGGCGUAACCUAGAAGUGAAGAAGGCCCAGAACAAAGAUCGUAUGGCACGUGGUGGGUUUCAAGGAGGACGAGAGAGACGAGACUUUGGAGGCAGCUAUGGUGGUGGUGGAGGAGGAGGGUACGGUGGUGGACGUGGGGGAGGCAGCCGUGGAGGUAACCGGACUGGUGGUGGAUACAGGAGUGGAAGCGGAGAUCAAGGUGGCUAUGGAGGUGGUCGUUAUGGUGGUGGAGAUGUUACAGGAGGAUACAGUGGUGGCGGUGGUGGCUACAGUGGUGGUGGAUCAGGAAGCUAUGGCAAUGGUGGUGGCUAUGGAGGCAACUCUGGUGGUGGUUACAAUGACUUUGGUUCAGGCUAUGGUCAACAGAGUUCUGGUGGACCUAUGAGGAGUGGUGGUGGAGGAGGAGGAGGAUAUAGCGGACGCAAUGCUCCAUACUCUGGAGGCUAUGGAGGUGGCAACAGCGGUGGGGGAUAUCAGAGUGGAGGUGGUAACUACAGCAGUGGUGGCAGCACUGGAUAUAGCGGUGGUGGUGGUGGUGGUGGCGGCGGUGGAUAUGGUGGAGGAUAUGGAGGAAACAGUGGUGGCGGUAACCGCAACUACUAGAUCAAUGAUAGGAAACAAGUUGAUUGAUAAGAAGGCGAAUCCAACAACAACCCAUUUGACAGGAAAGCAGAUAUCUCUGAAUAGGCCUCUCUCCUUUUGUUCCUCACGUCUCACUGGCAAAGUUAUUGAAGCAAUAGGACGUCCUCUUGAAGUUUAUUACAGGCAGGAAGUGUACUCACUUCUGCUUAUAUAGGAUUGCAACAAGUUCAAGAACCUUCGAGACACAUAGCAGAUCUUUGAGCUAGCUAGUUUGUUAGCAUGUUACCCCACCGGCACAUGGAACUCAAUAUAGCUCUUAACUACGUCAGACUUUGAAAUACAUUUCUGCUCAAUAGGUGGAAGUAUAAAUGAAUAUUGAAUUACCAGCACGAACAUGCUCCCCAAUGAACUAUUACAAAAGUGUAUUCAACAUGAAUGUGAUAUGACAGAUUGAUUUGCUGCUUUAGCUUAUUCUCAACUGCCAUGUCAUAUUUCUGAUACUUUUCCCCCAUGGUGAAUUAUAAAUGUCCUUUCAAAGACAACAUACUGCCUGAUUUGUUUCCUGACCUUGUAAUUAAUCCCAUUUCUAUAUUUUAAAAACAAUGGCAUCCAUGGUUUCACUUAUAGUAAGUACUAAAGUCAGAUUGUUUGGCAGUAUGUCGCCUCCUGUGCUUGUCGCAGGGAUCGCCCCUUCACCCCCCCCCCCCCCCAAAAAAAAGAAAAAAAAAUACAAUGAUAGCUUUUCCAUGCCCUUGUCAUUUUAUCUUCCUUUUUGUUCAACAAGUUCUGUACAAGCCUUUUUCUUGGAAGUAUCCUAUAUAUUUUAAAGAACAAUGGAAGUAACAUUAAGAAACAAUUUGGGAAGAUCAUUAUACACAAAACCACAUUGCUGAUAUAGAAUAUAUUUCAGGGAAGGAUUUGAUUUUUCUAAACUGACAAUAGUUAUUCCUUGCAACAGCACAGAUGGAGAGGAAACAAUGUUUGCCAUGUUAUGGAAAAAAUGUAAAUAUGUACAGAUUGAAUGUAAUUUUUGUCUCAAAAUCUCCCCCUUUUAUACUCUUGUUCUUUUGUCAUACACAUACAAGUUAUAAUUAUAAUUAUGUCAUCAGAUUUAAAUAAUACCUGAGAAAUUGUUCUUGAAUGAAAUAAUAAAAGUCGAUCAUGUUUGAGUUUAUCGUAAAGAAAUGUGUUGUUCAAUUCAGUUUUGACCGUUUGUGUUACAGUUUCAUAAAACAACCAAAAGACAUAAUUAUCUAGAAUAUCCCUUUCAAGGUUUUGAUGUUGAGGUGUUUCAUAAUGUCUUAUUCUUUGAACCAAUCACCAGUUGAAAUGCAAGCUUUCUUUAUUACCACUCAGAAACCACAAAACAUCAGACCUUGAAAGAUUAAUCCUUUGUCAGGUUGAUUAAAUAUAGAACUUGUGACUGUAAAAUAUUUAAGUGGGUUUUAUUGUAGACAUUCAUCUAGUUUUUAUGUGUAAGUUGUCAUGAACAUUUUGUGUAUCGGUGUUUUUAUUCCAACCAAGUGAUAUGAAUUAAAAGGAGUGUUCUCGUAAAUAGUGAA
Molecule: messenger RNA, 2812 nt
Organism: Strongylocentrotus purpuratus (purple sea urchin)
Lineage: Eukaryota; Metazoa; Echinodermata; Echinoidea; Camarodonta; Strongylocentrotidae
Product: heterogeneous nuclear ribonucleoprotein A3 homolog 2
Exons: 11
Coding region: 135-1271 (378 amino acids)
Biological process (GO): regulation of gene expression
Cellular component (GO): nucleoplasm
Molecular function (GO): RNA binding
Source: RefSeq, a predicted model, not a curated record